AUGCGCCCUUCGGAAGAGACUGGUCAGAACUACGACACGCAGCAUAAAGACCAAAGACUAAUGUACAUUACCGGCCGCGAGCGCAGCUGGGUCUUUCUGUACAAGAAGCUUCCCGAGCCAACGCGAGACCGGGCGUUCUACUCUCCAGCAGAUAUUAACGAGUUUGCCAACCUGUGGGGAAAGAGAGUCACGGCGGGUAUGGCCAAUCUGGAAGAAGGGGUAGCCACGCAUUGGAGCUGGGAUCGAGUCGUUCUUGUCGGCGAUGCUUGCCACAAGUUUACACCUAACGCUGGUUUAGGCUUGAACAACGGUAUCCAGGACGUGGUGAUGCUGUGUAACGGUCUGCGACAGGCAGUAUGCACAGAUCCCCUAAUGCAGCCGCGUCAGUCCAGCCUCGAGGACAUGUUCAAUGCCUAUCAAAAGAUUCGAAAGGGGAUGCUCAAGUCUGAUGCCUCACACUCAGCUGGUAUGACUCGUAUGCAUGCGUGGGAGAGCAUGCUGUACUAUAUCAUGUCGAAAUACAUCAUGUCGUCGACUCUGAUCGAGCACUUUAUGAUAGAAGUCUUUGCAGCGAGGGGGAUGCGGGAGGCGGUUGUGCUAGAUUAUGUUGCUGGCAAAGAACCACUGGAAGGCAAGAUUAAAUGGAAGCAUGCUAUUCCUCCAUGUAUGCCACCUUGGUACAAGGAGGAGGUCGUCACCAAUCUGCACAUGAACAUUGCCAGUAUCUUCUGGGGAUUGUGCUUCGGUGUGGCCAUAUUUACAGCUGCCAAGGCCAGCAAGCAGACCGCGAGCUCCUGGUCACGAGCUCGGAGGGUCACGGCGUACGUUUGGAUGAUCUGGGGAGAGUGGAUCGCUUGUAUAAUCAUCAGUAUCCUCACCUGGCUGUACAUGUGGGGGACUAUUGAAACGAGUUUCUGGAUCUGGUUCUUCAUCAUUGGCAUUGUCUGGAUUCCCAACCGACUACAGAUUUCCGAGACUUGGAUCCGCAUCGAUGCUAUAUGGGAUCGCAUAGAGAAGGUCAUCUUUCUGCUUGUUGAUGCCUCUCUCAAUAUCUACUUCAUUUAUCUGGUUCGAACGCGGUUAAUUGCCAACGGAUUGACGAAGUACAAUACUCUCUUCGCAGUCAACAUUGCCAUGAUCAUAAUCUCGAUAUCCAUGGAUGUCGUCUUAAUUGGGCUCAUGUCUCUUCCAGCUGCUGUGGUAUAUCUCGAGUUCCAAUGCUUCGCCUACCUCACGAAGCUCUACAUCGAGAUGAACAUGGCCGAACUGAUUAAGAAGGUCGUCCGUGCCACUCAACACGGAGACAAAGACGGACGCUCCACGUCUGGCAUUGGGCCAAGUGGCAAGUCAUCACGGACCACGGAUGUACCCCGGGGAGGUAUCGGCGAGGAGAAUGGACGCAGCAGGUUCUCAGGGCUCAUCUCACGAGGAGCAAGUAAGGCGAGCCCCACCCGAUAUACAACACACAUUGAGCUGGGGAGCACGGAAGACGUCUCAACAAGCCGCCAACACGGACAAGGCCCUAGCCAGCCCCCACAGCAAACUAUAGGAAUCCAUAAGACCGUCAUCACGGAAAUAGUGAGCUCAAAGGUUGAGAAUGAUGAUACACCAAGGAGCGAGUCAAGUUCAACGAGACAGCUAAAUGGAAAGUAUGGUGUAUGA
Molecule: messenger RNA, 1662 nt
Organism: Fusarium falciforme
Lineage: Eukaryota; Fungi; Ascomycota; Sordariomycetes; Hypocreales; Nectriaceae
Product: FAD-binding-3 domain-containing protein
Exons: 7
Coding region: 1-1662 (553 amino acids)
Molecular function (GO): FAD binding
Source: RefSeq, a predicted model, not a curated record